AUGAAAUUCCAAAGUGCCUCUACUCAAGAAUAUGCUAUUAAACAAAAUUCAGAUGCUAAUACAAUAAUACAACAGGAACAACCACCACCUGAUGUUAACAACCCACCUUUUUUUAUGCCUUUGAAACACUUUGUUGAUAACUAUAAGUGUAUUUCUGAAUUAGGAACUGGUAGCUUUGGUUCAGUAACUUUAGCUAAGUCGGUCCAUAACGUUGAUGAAUUUCCUUAUUUUGAGGACACAAUGUUAGAUCAUUCUGAAAAAUAUUUGCCAAAUUAUCAACAUGAAAAUUAUUACAAUAGGAAAAUUGGUUUGGUUGCUAUCAAAACCAUGAUGACCAAAUUAAAUACUUUACAAGAUUAUACUAGGGUAAGAGAGAUCAAAUUUAUUUUUAAAUUACCAAGUCAUAGGAAUUUAAUGAGUAUUUUCGAAGUUUUCAUAGAUGAUCAAUCUUAUAAAUUGCACAUUGUUAUGGAAUAUAUGGAUCAGAAUUUAUAUCAGUUAAUGAAGGCUAGAAAACACAGGCUAUUUUCCUUGCCUACUUUAAAAUCUAUUUUAUCUCAAAUAUUGGCUGGUAUCCAUCAUAUACACAAAUACGAGUUUUUCCACAGAGAUAUUAAACCAGAGAAUAUCUUGGUUAGUUGCUCACCAAAAUAUUACUCUAAAGAAUGGCUAUUUAAAAAUCCUGUGCAGGAAAAUUAUAUUGUUAAAAUUGCAGAUUAUGGCUUAGCUAGGGAAAUUCACAACAGGAAUCAGUAUACUACAUAUGUUUCUACCAGAUGGUAUAGAUCUCCUGAAAUAUUAUUAAGAAAAAACGUGUAUGGCAAACCUGUUGAUAUUUGGGCUUUUGGAUGUGUUAUUGUGGAGGUUGUUACGUUAAAACCCUUAUUCCCAGGUUCUGAUGAAUUGGACCAAACAUGGAGGAUUUUGGAAGUGCUAGGUACUCCAUUUUUGACAAUGAAAAACAAGGAAAAUCAUUAUUUUCCACACGGUGGUAUAUGGGAAGAGGCCUCCUUAUUGCUGGCAAAAUUGGGGCUAAAAUUUCCAUAUGUUGAAGGUAUUGAUAUCGAAAAAAAAAUUGGUAAUAAUAUUUUACAAGAUUUAUGUGAUGUUGUUAAAAAAUGUCUAACAUGGAAUCCGGAUAUUCGAGCCACUGUUGAAGAAUUGUGUUGUUCCCCAUAUUUUAGAAAUACAGUUGCUCAAAAAGAACAUUUAGAACACUUACAUUCAACAACAUAUGCACAGGAUAUCAUUGUGAUUAACAACUCUGAAAAAUCAAGUAAAUUCGCAGGCUUGGAAAUUACCAAUACAGUUAACAGUAAAGGCACCAGAGCAAAAAAAAAUGGAUUACAACCCACAGGACCUAUACAAUUUUUACCAACUUGUACAAAUUUGAUGAAAGGUAUUGUCAAUACUCGUAAUGCUACUGCACAGAUGAAUAUGGAUAAUGAUGAAAAUAUCAUUCAAAAAAUAAAUGGUAAUCCAAAUAAUUACCCAAUGCAAAAUUCUGCAUAUGAAACACCUUCGAAGGUAGUUUUGAAUACCAAUGAUGUUUUAAUUCAGAAUAUUUGUUGUGGCAAUAACAGCAACAGCAACAUAUCGAUGGGUGAUGAUUUUGUCACUACUCCCUCUCAUAGUUCAAAAUGCCUCGAGAAAAACAGCUCUAACGUUAAGCAUAACCAACUAUCUUUACAAGAAAUGUUGCAAGAAGUCAUAGGUUCCGAAAAACAAAGCAAAAGUUAUAAACACAUACCAUCAAGGGGCAAAAAAGAUUGUUCCAACUUUUAUGAUUUAGAAAACUUUUCUAUCAACCCAGAAGGCGAUGAAAUAGAUCGGGAGGAUAGCAAAAGUUUUGAAGAGGAUGUCAUAGAUGAAUCGAUUGAAACUUCUAGACAGAUAAACAGAUUAUUAGAGGAAAAUUCUGGCAAUAACACCAUUGGUGGUACUUAUAACAACCAAGACGUAUCAGAAAGUUAUGAUGUAGACAGUGAAGGCAAAAAAGAUGAGGAUAUUAGUAUGAAACAAGCUUUUAAGGAUUCAGAUGAAGUUAUUGGGAACGUGCUAAACUUAAAUAAAGAUGAUGGUAACACCAUUGCUAAGGCCCAGUUAGAAAGAGAACAUUUUUAUGAUGUUGGAUCUGAUUCAGAUGAUAGUUUUAUUAACGUUUACAGUGAAUUAUGUAAUACAAUAGAUGAUAAUAAGGGGUCGACUGAAUUAUCUGCUACUAACAACGAUUCUAAUUAUAUUUAUGACCAUAAUAUUAAUAUGGGCAGCGAAGCUAAAAAACAGACAACGAUACAUGUUCCACUGAUGCUCGAUUUUUUUAAAUACAAUAAUUCUGAUGAUAAAAGUGGUAGUGGUUAUACUAAUGAUAACAAUGGUGUUGAUAAUAAUACUAUGAAUGAUGGCGAUAUUUCCAUUGGAGACAUCAUGAAUAAAAGCACUACUAUCAACAGUAAAAACAAUCCAAGACUGGCUGGUAUCAGUUCUUCUAGACGGAAUAAUAUAACCAUGAUGAAAGUUUAUGAUUAG
Messenger RNA from Saccharomycodes ludwigii, 2529 nucleotides. RefSeq names its product protein kinase IME2 (gene IME2). Lineage: Eukaryota; Fungi; Ascomycota; Saccharomycetes; Saccharomycodales; Saccharomycodaceae. The transcript has a single exon. The record is from RefSeq and is a predicted model, not a curated record. Gene Ontology annotation, biological process: intracellular signal transduction; protein phosphorylation. Gene Ontology annotation, molecular function: protein serine/threonine kinase activity; ATP binding. The coding region runs from base 1 to 2529 and encodes 842 amino acids. Gene Ontology annotation, cellular component: nucleus; cytoplasm.